Cryphonectria parasitica EP155 is the source of this 1344-nucleotide messenger RNA. Its product is annotated as glycine cleavage system T protein. Gene Ontology annotation, molecular function: protein binding; aminomethyltransferase activity. The coding region runs from base 1 to 1344 and encodes 447 amino acids. The transcript has 2 exons. Gene Ontology annotation, biological process: glycine catabolic process. NCBI's taxonomy places the organism in Eukaryota, Fungi, Ascomycota, Sordariomycetes, Diaporthales, Cryphonectriaceae. Gene Ontology annotation, cellular component: mitochondrion. The record is from RefSeq and is a predicted model, not a curated record.
AUGAGGCUCAUACGGUCUGCUUCACGCCUGCAGUCCUCCUGCGUGAGGGCCGCUUCUGGCACCCGUGCCUUGAGCAGCAGCAGCAGCAGCAGCAGCAGCAGCAUCAUCUCGCCAGCUCGGAGAUACGCCUCCUCCAGCAGCGAUGAACCUCUCCAAAAGACAGCCCUCUAUGACCUUCACGUCUCACACGGCGGCAAGAUGGUCCCCUUUGGCGGUUUCCACAUGCCAGUGCAGUACGCUUCUCUCUCCGUCUCGGCCUCGCACGUAUUCACCCGGACCCACGCCUCCCUCUUCGACGUCAGCCACAUGGUCCAGCGCAUUUUCUCUGGCCCAGGCGCCGCCGCCUUCCUGCAGCGCGUGACCCCCGCCGGCCUGGCUGCCCUGCCCGUCAACAGCAGCACUCUCUCUGCUCUCCUGCACCCGGGCACCGGCGGCAUCGUGGACGACACCGUCAUCACCAAGCUGGCCGAUGACGAGUUCUACGUCGUCACCAACGCCGCCUGCCGCGCCAAGGACGACGCCUACUUUGCCGAGCAGCUGUCUGCCUGGGACGGCCCCGCCGUGCGCCACGAGAAGCAGGACCACAAGGGCCUCAUCGCCCUGCAGGGACCCCUGAGCGCCGACAUCCUGGCCUCUGUGCUCGCCGCCGGGCCUGACAGCCCUGCCGACCUGACCAAGGUGUUUUUCGGCACAUGCACCACCGCCAGGAUCGCCCUCGCCGGCGGGGCCGUCUCCGCGCCCGUGCUGAUUAGCCGUGGCGGGUACACGGGCGAGGACGGCUUUGAGAUCUCGAUCCCGAGUGCCGAGGAGACGGUCGCCGUCACCGAGACGCUGCUGGCCUCCGCAGGGCCCGAGAGGCUGCAGCUGGCAGGCCUCGGCGCCCGAGACAGCCUGCGCCUCGAGGCCGGCAUGUGUCUGUACGGCCACGAUCUGGACGACGCCACGACCCCCGUCGAGGGCGGGCUGAGCUGGAUCAUCCCCAAGGACAGGAGGGGCGCGGACGCAGGGUUCCACGGCGCCGAGGUCCUCGCCAAGCAGCUCGUGCCCAAGGCCAAGGGCGGCGCCGGUGUCGAGAGGAGGAGGGUUGGCUUCGUGGUCCAAGGCGCCCCCGCGAGAGAGGGCGCCGAGGUGGUCAGCAAGGACGGAGAAAAGAUUGGCAACAUCACCAGUGGCUGUCCCAGCCCGACCCUGGGCAAGAACAUUGCCAUGGGCUAUAUCAAGGAUGGUUUCCACAAGUCCGGGACCGAGGUGGACGUUGUGGUGAGGGGGAGAAACCGCAAGGCCGUUGUGUCCAAGAUGCCAUUCGUUCCCACCAAGUAUUGGAAGGGAACGGCUCCUGCAUGA